Hymenoscyphus albidus is the source of this 2174-nucleotide messenger RNA. Lineage: Eukaryota; Fungi; Ascomycota; Leotiomycetes; Helotiales; Helotiaceae. The record is from the annotation of a GenBank genome assembly.
AGUCUACCCACGUUCUGGUUGGCACUAAUGCAGCAACGACGACUUCUCUGGGUGUCGUCCAUGUCCUUCCAUCUUCAUUCGGUUGAUGGCGUUAGUGUCAUCAGGUGGCGCCUGCCUUUGCCUGCUCUCGCCUGCCUCCCCACUGGCCUGGACCAUACAAGCGCGGUAUUUACAAGUACCUGCUCUGGAUACAUCCCGGGUAGUCACGACCACCCGCAGCCUCGUGGAAUCAUGCUUCCUUAUUUACUUUUCUCUGAUACUGUACUUGUUUUUCCAUCCGUUCUCUGCUUUAGUUCACUCUGCUCUGACAGCGGUUGCCGUCUUCCUUGAUCCAUAAGGACUGUCAUUCCUUCUUCUCGUCCUCGUUUUUAUCUUUGUUUCUGUCACUCCUUUGCAAUCGAAUCGGCUUUCUUUGGAACUGGUCCAUUUUCUUCUGGGAAGUCUCAGUUGAGGCCUGGAUGUUUGGACCCAAAAACACCAUCUGGAUCCUUCGAAAAUAAUAUCAUCAUGUAUACUGGAGUCACUCGUGGUGCACAAGUCACCGGCAUUGCGGUGAUGGCAUUGUUUCUGACCUGGCUCUCUUUCUCGCUACGAUUAUAUGUUCGAACCCGGCUUCUCAAAUUCUUUGGACGAGAAGAUUGGUUGAUGGUGGCUUCAAUGGUGGGUUACUUGCAAACCGCUUCAAACCCGUUACUAACUUUCCCAGAUCUUGCUCUCUACACUCUGUGCUCUCUGUCUACGGUCGAUUGAUUACGGGCUAGGUGCUCACAUGUACAACAUUCCACCAACGGACAAGGAAAUUGGAUUCAAGGUAUAAAUAGAGCGAAUGGCCUGAGCCAGACCUGUGCUAACAAACUACAGUACAUAUUCAUUUGCGAAUUUCUAUACGUCAGUUGUACAGCAGUUACAAAACUCUCGAUCGGCGUGUACUUCCUUCGUCUUUCUUCCAAGCGGUAUCAGAUAUGGACCAUUUACUCGACUCUUGUUGUAGUCAUGAUGAUCAGCACCAUGUACUUUUUCUUCCUCCUUUUUCAGUGCAUGCCCAUCAAUUACCUGUGGUCUCAAUGGGAGGGUGGACAUGGUAAAUGUUUACAUGGCUCCAUCCUUGCGAAUGUAACAUACGCCCAUGCUACCAUGUCUGCUCUUACAGACUGGGCUUUCGGAAUCCUACCAAUAUUCUUCGUCUACAGAAUGAUGAUGAAUCCAAGAACCAAAUUCUCUAUCAUUUUGAUUCUCUCUUUAGGCUUCUUGUAAGUUUCCCUGUCCCUUGCCUUAAAUUCAUCGCUCGUUAUCCUUAAUGUGGUAAGACUCUAUUUACUGACCCUCAUAUUCAAGUGCAAGUUCUGCCACCAUCGUUCGAAUCAUUUACAUACGAAGCUUAACACUCACCGAUGAUUGGUCUUGGGAGGGAAUCAACUUGGUGAAAUGGUCAAUGGUCGAACCCGCCAUCGCGAUUACUGCAUCCAACAUCGCCACACUCCGUCCACUUGUCAAAGAUUCCUUCUUCUUCGCUAGAAGACGGUUUGAUUCCGAUCUUGACUCAGAUGGACGCCAUUCGUAUGACAGUACUUACACCUCGAAAAGUGAGAAAAGAGUCAGAACGCAGGAAUACAGUGCUGAAUUUGCCGAAAUGCUUGGCCUGACCAAAGUAGGAGUGACCACGGAGAUCUCGGCGAACAAUCAACCAGAGAAAUCUCGCCCCCGACGACCAUUCAGCAUGGCUCGAGAAAAGAGUGACAGCGAGCUGCAAUUAAAUGAAAAGACGGAGGAAAUGGAUUGGAGUUUCAUCACGGCGACAACAGUGGUCACACGCGAAGUCAGAUAACCAAAUUCAUCUCGGAUGGUAACCAAACGGAAGGCGGAUUUUGGAAGUCCAAAGGACUUGAACAACACAACAUAAUUUUUGAAGUGCAAGGAGGCGGGAUAAUCGAAUGAUAUAUGAAGAAGGCCAUUAUGACCGAGCCGAGCAAAGAAGAAAGACGCAAUUCAAGACGAGGCAGAGUUGGGAGACAUUUUGCUAAAUCUGAAUAAUAUGCAGAUGUAAUAGUCUCGAUGAAAUUUCCGAGAAAAAGGGAGGAUAGGUUGUCUUACUCUAUGGGAGGGGGUUACUUACAGUACGAUAGUUUAGCAUGAGCGUGUUUGAUACCUAGUAAUUUAAUACUUUUACCAAAGAG